This is a messenger RNA of Myxocyprinus asiaticus (Chinese sucker), 3352 nucleotides long. Its product is annotated as RAC-alpha serine/threonine-protein kinase-like. Gene Ontology annotation, molecular function: ATP binding; protein serine/threonine kinase activity. The transcript has 14 exons. NCBI's taxonomy places the organism in Eukaryota, Metazoa, Chordata, Actinopteri, Cypriniformes, Catostomidae. The coding region runs from base 233 to 1660 and encodes 475 amino acids. The record is from RefSeq and is a predicted model, not a curated record. Gene Ontology annotation, biological process: protein phosphorylation.
CUCUCUGCACUGCUGGAGUUAGGAAAAGCGAGGACCGUCUUGUGCGAAUGAAAACACUUUUACCUGUUUACUGUGGAAUAAAAGUGUCAGCCGAACCAGCCAGCUCAUCCACAACAAUGCUCCGGACUCACCUGUGAUAGUCUGGCGCGGUGACCUGUGACAAGAGGCUUAACGCUGGCCGGAACGCUGCGUUUGACGCUCUGGAUAGACAGACGGUCUUCGGCAGGAGAGCAUGGCGACGACAAACGUGGCGAUUGUGAAGGAGGGAUGGCUUCACAAACGAGGAGAGUACAUAAAGACGUGGCGGCCGCGGUAUUUCUUGCUAAAGGGUGACGGUACGUUUAUCGGUUAUAAGGAGCGACCGCAGGAUGUAGAUCAACUCGAGACACCGUUAAAUAACUUCUCAGUGGCACAAUGUCAGCUAAUGAAGACAGAGAGACCCAAACCCAACACAUUCAUCAUACGCUGCCUGCAGUGGACCAGUGUCAUUGAGCGCACCUUCCACGUGGAGACCCCCGAGGAACGGGAGGAAUGGACCAAAGCCAUCCAGGCUGUGGCCGACAGUCUGCAGAAACAGGAAAAGGAGAUGAUGGACUCGUCUCCAGACCCCAUGGACAUGGAGAUGUAUUUGACCAAACCUUGGCAUAAAGUGACUAUGCACGACUUUGAAUACCUCAAACUGCUGGGCAAAGGCACUUUCGGGAAGGUGAUUCUCGUGAAGGAGAAAGCCACGGGAAAAUAUUACGCCAUGAAAAUUCUCAAGAAAGAAGUCAUUGUAGCCAAAGAUGAAGUGGCUCACACACUCACAGAGAACCGUGUGCUUCAAAACUCUAAACACCCCUUCUUAACGGCUCUGAAAUACUCUUUCCAAACCCACGACCGUUUGUGUUUCGUUAUGGAGUACGCCAACGGAGGAGAGCUUUUCUUCCAUUUGUCCCGGGAUCGAGUGUUCUCAGAGGAGCGUGCACGGUUUUACGGUGCUGAGAUCGUGUCUGCGCUGGAUUACCUGCAUUCAGAGAGAAACGUGGUCUACAGAGACCUGAAGCUGGAGAACCUGAUGCUGGACAAAGGCGGUCACAUAAAGAUCACAGAUUUCGGCUUGUGUAAGGAGGGAAUCACUGAUGGAGCCACCAUGAAGACCUUCUGUGGAACUCCAGAGUAUCUGGCACCUGAGGUGCUGGAGGAUAAUGAUUACGGCCGCGCAGUGGACUGGUGGGGAUUGGGUGUGGUGAUGUAUGAGAUGAUGUGCGGCCGGCUGCCGUUCUAUAACCAGGAUCACGAGCGCUUGUUUGAACUCAUCCUCAUGGAAGACAUCCGUUUCCCUCGCACACUCGCUCCUGAGGGCAGAUCCCUGCUGUCCGGCCUGCUCAAGAAAGACCCAAAGCAACGGUUAGGCGGCGGCCCUGAUGAUGCUAAAGAGAUCAUGCAGCACAAAUUCUUCAUUGGGAUUGUGUGGCAAGACGUUUAUGAGAAGAAGUUGAUUCCUCCGUUCAAGCCUCAGGUGACGUCAGAAAUUGACACCAGAUAUUUUGAUGAAGAGUUCACAGGACAAACCAUCACCAUCACACCACCAGGGCAAGACGACAGUAUGGAGUCGUUUGAUAGUGAACGGAGGCCGCACUUCCCUCAGUUCUCUUACUCUGCCAGUGGAACCACAUAGAACCUUGAACGAGAUCUGCCUCUAGUCCAACAUCUUCAACCACUCUUGAUGCAGAAGUUUCCUUUUUACAGUGACCAUCAAUGAUGCACGACUCAAACAUUGACAGAGAAACCCUGAAACCGUGUGUUAAACAACACUGUCUGAUCUUUACACGUCCGGAUCUGUACUCUGUGGUUUCUCGUUGCUUCUGUGGCCUUUGAUUUCAUUCUUUUUCUGAGGAUAUGAGAGGGAACAGUAAAAACAUUUUCCACUCUAACAGUUAAUAUUAUGGAUUAAUAUAGAACUGUAAUGGAUUGUAUAGCACCUCCUUAGUCUGGCAUGACACUCGUUUGAGUAUUAAGACAUUUCAUAACUAAUGCAAUGCCAAAUAUCCUAUCAUUUACAAUUAAAAUACCAAUUACAUGAAAUGACCAACUGAAGCUUGACCUGACUGAACAGCAUUUUAUACACAUGUCUAGAUUAUAUGACUUCUAGACAAUUGAACUGGACUAUUUCUACCCCCAAAGUUGGCCCUUGCAUUCGUAAUGAUUUACAUUAAAUGUGCAAUACUGUGGAAAAGGACAUUUUGAUAAAAUGUCCAAAUUUCACUCCAAAAUUAAAAGAAAGAUAUUUUGCAUUUUUAGCACCAUUAAGAGUUUUGAUAGUGACAUUAUUUUCAUGACAGUUAAGUACAUUCCCCACUGCACCAUCAUCAUGGUAAUAGUUGUUGUACUAGCUUUAAUUUAUGCUGAUGUAAAUAAAAUAAUCAUUUUAUUCCAGUACUAAAAAUCCCCACUGAGAACAAAUAAAAUUGCAGAAAACUCAGGACACAUAAUGAUAAUUAUGUGCUUAAUUGUCACAAUGCCAAAAACCUUAAUGGUCCUAGAAAUAGGUGUCAUUUAAAAAAAUUAAAAAAUAUAAUUCCUAAUAUUUUCCCCCUUAUGAUAUUGUGCUAAAAAAGUGAUGUGGACAUGUUUUCGCAUGAUUCACUUUGAGUGACGGAUCCCUGAAUUUCACCCAUGAUUUCGAGUUACUAAAAGUCCCUCUCAUUAAACAGUUCACUUAUUAAAUUAUUUAGAUUGUGUUUUUCAUUUUCUAUAUGGAGUGUGUUGCACACCUCAGUGAGGUACUACAACUGUACAACUUAAGUUACGAGUCCAAGAGACCUCCCAAAUGUAUGAAAUGUCUUGUUUUUUAUGUAGGUUGCAUUAGUUCAUUUUUUAUUUAUGAACAACUAGAAAUCCCACGUGUGAUUUAACGUGCUGUAUAAAUGCAUUCUCUGCAUUUUACAUUUCGUCUGUAUAUUAUAAGUGUUUCCGUACAACUUGAAGGUAAUUUAAAGCAGCAUUUUCUACACAUCUGACUGAAUCUGUGUAAAUACCAUGAAACUGUUUUAAAACAGUUGCGAUCGAAUGUUGUUCAACCACAAAUAUGAUGUUUUCAUUGUUCAAUGCAUUGCUCAGAUCAUGUGUAAUAAUCACCACAAAUGUUACUCCGCAAACGUGAAUGAAUGUAAAGGCUUUUCGCUUCAUUUUCACCGUAUUAGCUUAGUUUAUAUGCAAAACAACUUUUUUAUUUACUUCUGAUUUUUCAAAUGAAUUAUGGUCUUUGGAAUUUUUUUACAUGGGGAGAUAUUUUACUUUUUUAUCCUAAAAUGUUUUAAAUGGUUUCGAUUUUUCCAUUGAAUUGAUCAAAUAAAUUUUUGGCUGAAUA